Clupea harengus (Atlantic herring) is the source of this 6393-nucleotide messenger RNA. RefSeq names its product retinoid x receptor, beta a (gene rxrba). The record is from RefSeq and is a predicted model, not a curated record. Gene Ontology annotation, cellular component: nucleus. Gene Ontology annotation, molecular function: sequence-specific DNA binding; nuclear steroid receptor activity; zinc ion binding. Gene Ontology annotation, biological process: regulation of DNA-templated transcription. NCBI's taxonomy places the organism in Eukaryota, Metazoa, Chordata, Actinopteri, Clupeiformes, Clupeidae.
CCUUUACAGAGAGGAAGGAUUGACGACGAAGCCAGCGCUGGGGGCAUAGAGGAGGUGGGAGAGGAGUAUUUCAGGCCUAACAUUUCAUAUUUUUGGAAAUAGACUGCAACAUUGGAAAUAUAACUAGGAUUACUGAUUGAGCAGACCCCAGCGGCCCGGGCCUAAGUCCGCGGUCUUGAGUUCAGUGCUUGGGUGGGCAAGAAGCACGUCAAUUGGGCUCCCAGCAAAGUAACGAAGCUGCUUGAGAUAUCGGAGUUCGUCAUGGGCGACAGUAGAGAUUCCCGCAGCCCUGACAGCUCGUCUGUGUCGUCUCCGCCCCCUGGGCAACGCUCACCCCCAUUGGCUUCCUCAGCUGCUGCCAUGACGUCUCUGCCGCCCAUCACCUCCGCGGUGAACAGCCCGAUCAGCAGCAUGGGCUCACCUUUCUCCGUCAUAAGCUCCUCCAUGGGCUCGCCGUGCAUCCCAGGCACACCCUCCGUAGGCUACGGUCCCAUCAGUAGCCCCCAGAUGAGUAUCUAUACAAGAAGUUCAGAGAUUAACUCCACAGUGUCCAUGUCGGGCCUGCACGCGGUCAGCAGCUCAGACGAUGUUAAGCCCCCCUUCGGUCUCAAGUCUCUGUCAGCCAACAGCCCCGGGGGGCCCAUGCUGUCCCAGAAGCGCCUGUGUGCCAUCUGUGGAGACCGCUCCUCUGGUAAGCACUAUGGCGUGUACAGCUGCGAGGGCUGCAAAGGCUUCUUCAAGCGCACAGUGAGGAAAGACCUGAGCUACACCUGCCGCGACAACAAGGACUGCAUGGUGGACAAGCGCCAGCGCAACCGCUGCCAGUACUGCCGCUACCAGAAGUGCCUGGCCAUGGGCAUGAAGAGAGAAGUGGUCCAAGAUGAACGGCAGCGAUCAGUACAGGAGGAGCGUCAGAGGAAUAAGGAGCGUGAAGCAGGAGAUGUGGAGUCCACCACCGCCGCCAACGAGGAGAUGCCCGUGGAGAAGAUUCUGGAGGCCGAGAUGGCGGUCGAACAGAAGACUGAGCUGCAGGCCGACGGGAGUUCUGGGGGCAGUUCUCCCAACGACCCUGUCACCAAUAUCUGCCAGGCGGCUGACAAGCAGCUCUUCACGCUGGUGGAGUGGGCCAAGCGGAUCCCCCACUUCUCCGAACUGGCCCUGGACGACCAGGUCAUCCUCCUACGUGCCGGUUGGAACGAGCUCCUGAUUGCCUCCUUCUCUCACCGCUCCAUCUCUGUGAAGGACGGCAUCCUGCUGGCCACGGGCCUCCACGUGCACAGGAACAGUGCCCACAGCGCUGGCGUAGGGGCCAUCUUCGACAGGGAGAAUGCGCACAAUGCUGAGGUUCGGGCCAUAUUCGACAGGGUGCUCACGGAGCUGGUGAGUAAGAUGCGUGACAUGCAGAUGGACAAGACCGAGCUGGGCUGCCUGCGCGCCAUCAUCCUCUUCAACCCAGAUGCUAAAGGCUUGUCCAACCCCAGUGAAGUAGAGUUGCUGAGAGAGAAAGUGUAUGCCUCCCUGGAGGCCUACUGUAAACAGAGAUACCCUGAGCAGCAGGGCAGGUUUGCUAAGCUCCUCCUCCGACUGCCAGCGCUGCGCUCCAUUGGUCUGAAGUGUCUGGAGCACCUGUUCUUCUUUAAGCUGAUUGGUGACACCCCCAUCGACACCUUCCUGAUGGAGAUGCUGGAGGCUCCCCACCAGCUCACUUAAGCUGGCCUGGCCUGGCCCGGCACCAUCCUCCCUCUCACCAGGGCCGCCUGGCACCCUGCCCGCCCGUGGACCUCACCGAGGCCGCUGGUUAAAAGAGUUCCUCUCACAUCCUCUUCCCCUCCUCUCUUCUAUCCUUCCCUCUCUGCAUCCCUUUGUCAUCCGUCUCUCUCUCUCUCUCUCUCUCUCUCUUAUCUCCCCUAAAUUGGUAUUACCCUAGAGAAAGACCCACCACUGUCAAAAGAUUAUAAGCUGUUAAAAAAAAAAAAAAAAAUCACUUUGGUUUCCUCCUGAACUAUGAAAUAGUAUGUGAAGUUAUUACACACAGAAAUAAAAAUUCUUUAUUUUAAUUAUUUUUGAGAAUGUACCAAUAGUUCCACAACCUUUAGAUUAACUGUGAGGAGAUUGCUGGACAAAUCCAGCCUCCUGUAGCGUCGGUGUGUUACACAAGCAAAAAAAAAAAAAAAUCACCAAUCCUUUUCUUUCUUUUUCUUUCCUUUCUGGACGGUUUGUCGGCCUUUUGGCGUAACCCCCAAAGCCCUGCUCUCAAGGGGGCAUGCAAUUAUCAUUGGACUAUCACGUGACCCCCCCUCCCCCUUUGAACUCCUAUUGGCUGGGGCACAUCUGACGCUGACAGGCCCGCCCCGGCCGCUCUCGAAUCUGGAUUUGACCAGAACGUGAUCGCUGCGUGCGCGCAAUGUUCAGGCUUUAACUUUGAAUGAAUAUUUUCUAAGUACUGUACUCAUGAAAUGAGGCAAAACCUGUUUUUAAAGGCAGUGAAAAAGAUUCAGGGUUGCGCUUUGGUUGACCCCAUACAAAACGCAAAGCUAGGGUUUUUGACUUGAGUGUUUGGACAUGGGGUGCUAUUUAGGAUUAUUUUUAAAGGCAGGAUUGGGCGGGAUACAUCUUGUUCUGUUUUUUUGUUUGUUUGUUUUUUUUUUUUUUUUUCUUAAUUGAGCCUUCUUACCGAGAGCCAUGUUUCUUCCUCGCACUAUGUGUAAGCUUAGUCUCCCAUGACCAUGUACAGUUCUCCACACACGUUGUGUUUCAGUUUCCACCAACAACAACAACAAUAACAACAACAACAACAAUUAUGUGCUCAAUCCACAGGAAACAGAUGCACCUAAUAGAGAACCCAUGCUCCUGACCUUCGACACUGUAAUCCCCAAACUGCCAUUUCUUCCGUGAUUCUGUGACGCGUCGCAUCACACUUGGUUCUGUGUUAACUCAUUGACAGGAGAUAAUUUCCUCCGUGAAGACUUUACUGUUGCAACACAAACUGUAGAGGAACCAAGCUCCUCACAUAUGGAGACAUCCUUGCCUGCAUGCUAAAACGGCGUUGUACAUUUUGCCGUUUCAGAACAAAUUCUAACUUUCUGUUCCAGGACGGAGCAGUCUGGCUGCCACGUUGGACGGAGUUGUAUUGCGGGACACUUUUGGUUGCUCGAAACAUUCCAUUUCGAUGGGUGCAUUUCUCUUGAUUGGCCCCACGUGUGACCCUAUGUUAGCGCUGUGCCAGGUUAGCUUCUACGACAGCUUGCAGCCCCUCACCUUGUAGCAUAGCCAGCAUAUCCUGAGAACCAACUCCACUUCGUCCUCAGCCUGUAGGAUAGGAGGCCAGUGGUGUUUCUUUCCCUGGCGCAGCUGUGGUUUAUUCCGUCAGUCAUCACACCUGGGUCGGGUGAUCUCUUAAACCUCUUCCCAUCACAGUAAGGCAAGACCAUCAGCAACCACUGUCUAUGCAGUAGGAGUAGACAAUAUUCACAUACAUGAUGGUGCAUGUUGUUUUGCACCAAAUACAGUAAAUAGAUAUACAGUUUCAAUAUAUGCAAACAAAUGGAGACACAGUUGUUCUCUGCACACUAGUCCCAAUAGACUGGCUUUUGUGCUUUAUGUUCUUAAGUGGUUGAGAUAUAAAGACGGUAGUCGGAGACCAGCUCCGUCAAAUCAGUUGACUCCCCUCACAGAUUUUACAGACCCGUCUUGGAGUGCUGGUGCUUUUUUAUAGCACAGGCUAGAUCGCCGAAAGGCAAAAUGGUUGUAUCCAGGUUGUUCAAAGAUACGUCAAAAUCUUUGAGACUAGUAGAGCUGAACGUUGAUGGAGAAGAAAAAGGUUAGCCAUGGGGUUGUUUUGGUGCUAACUCCAAAAACAAGUAGGAAAACGUGUAUUAUGAUUACACACUUGCACGCACUAACACACGUUCACACACUUUCAUAUUGUAUGCAAGUAAACAGUCAGACUCAGGCUGUCGCCAUGGUAAUCGCAACUUCUACUUACAAAUAGUCGAAGGCCUACGUCUUAUCACUGGAAAGGUGUGUGGGGAGGUCUUGCUGGCCCUUUAGGUAUUGAAUGCAAGAGGCAGAUUUCAUUAUGUGCAUUAGCUAGAUUGGUGUUUUGCAGUUCUAAAGCUUUGAAGGCAAAUGCCCCAGUGUUGUAAUUCACAGGCGAAAAGAGGCAUUUGUGAUGGUGUGUGGUUGGGCUUUGAUGUAGGUUCGUCUGGUAGUCUGAGGCUGUGAAUGUAUAGGGGAGGCCGGCAGCAACUUACUCUUGCAUCGCGCGCUUUAGUAUCUCGACUUGUCUGAUGUCCCCAGCCGCCCCCCGGGUGAUCUGUGUUUCAGGAAUUCUCAUUCACUGAAAAAAGCUAUCCCACUGUUGUAUGGCACACCACUGUUUAAAAUGGGUUACAUUCGGGUUGGUAGUUGUGCUUGGGGCAGGUUGGGCACCACCCUACUCAGUGAGAGGGAGGUCCUGAAACAGGUGUUGUCCUUUCCUGUUGUCACAGUAAACUGGAUCCAGCAUUACCCUCAGUGUGUGUGAUGGGGAAGCUACCCUGAAAUCCAUCUGAAGUUACAGGAGAGAUUUUAUGAACUGGGAAAGGCUCUUUUUUUUUUUUGUUUGUUUGUUUGUAUGUAUGUAUUUUUGUAUGUUUGUUUGUUUGAUUGAUUUGUUAUUAGUUUUUACCAGUGGGUACUCUGUCAUGAGUGUGCUUUUUCCAGUAAUUAGUGUGCUUUUAUCUGUGUAGAACCAGUUUGUACGACGUAUGUUGAGCGUAGGUGUUUUGGGGGUGGCACUCGGGGAGGGCGGAUUUCGUUUGGUAAGAGGACAGGAAGAAAAGACGCUCACCAGUUGAUGAUGUCGGCUCAGACCAGCCUCCCCUACUUUAUUGUGGUGCCCCCUGUUGGUGGGUGAUGUUGCGCCGCGAGGACUGCGAGGUAUCCUCGAGCUUGAGGUCUAUGCACAGAGACUUGCCAUCCAACCUCACCCCCUCUUCCGCGUACGCAUACAUCUUGAUAUUUAUACGUUUUUAAUCAUGUUUCGAAGAAGAAUUCAAAAGAUCGGUCAGAAACGCCAGGCUCGUUAAUGUGACGCUAUGCUUAUUUAUGGAGCCGGAGCACCCAACGAACAAAAAAAUCCCACUUGUUUUGUUUUAUUUUUUUUUCUAUCCUACCCAACGCUCUCAUUUACCUUACAGGACAACAACACUGCCAAAACAGGUGAAGAAUAGGGGUUUUUUUUUCUAGGAGGAGUGGGAAGGGUCAAACCAUAAGCUUGCUUGUAUCUAAGGGCCUGGCUCUGCAGCUGAGUCACGUCCACACACCCCGCCUCUGUAGAUGUGAAGCUGCAUAACGCAGAGAGAGAUAGAGAGAGGUCAGAGGUUAUGGAGAUUCAGGUGGAAGAGAGCUCCAACUGGUGCCCUCUCUUCCGAAUACCCUGGGUGCUUUUUUGUUUUGUGUUUUUCUCCCUUUUCUUUUUGUUCCUCUCCUCUGCAGAAUGCCAGAAGAGCUGGGCGCCCUGGCCUGUGAGAAUAUGCACGACAUUGCGGACCCACACCACCCAUGCCAAGGUGAAGCAUUUGAGGUGGUGGCCGGGAUCCUACCUGUCUUGACUUGUGUCUGUCAAAAACGAAACAAACAAAAAAAAAAAAGUGUGUGAGAGUGUGUUUACGUGCACCAGCGACGGGGCGCACUAUGCCCAGAGGGUGUUGGACUCUUGUCUCAAAAGAAAAAAAGAGAAGAAAAGAAUAAAAAGAAAAGAAAACUGUGUAUAUGAAUAAUUCUAUUCAGAGCCCAUAGGCGCACUGGAGAGCCACACCUCUGAGGGGUGUCCCCUCGCCGGGAAUGAACUUGAGAGGGGCGGGGCAGAAGAGCCCCACCCCAUAAUGGGCGUGGUUUAUCUUUUCAGAGACAAAGAUCGAUACACCUUAUUAUUGGCGAAGGGUGGGACUGAAACUUGAGCAGGUAUUGAUAGUUUAAUGUUAAUUGAAUAAGAAAAAACAUUUCUUGUUUUUUUUUUUUUUUGGUUUUUCUUUAGCCAUAGUGAUUUUUCUUCUCUUUUGACUCUCACAACAAAAAAAAAUAAGAAAGGAAAAAAAAAAUCGACACUGCUUCUCUGUCUGUCCGGCGGCUUCCACUGCCCAUGCUUUCACAUCGGUGUGUAUCCAGGAGUAUUAAGCAUACGCAAGAAACCCUUAAGUCCAGUGGGAGAAUCGCUCCUCUUUCUGUUUCUCUUUUUUUUUGUCCACUUCGUAUAUCUCUCGGACUCCAGCAUAAAUGUGGAAAUGAUUGAAUAUUUUUGUGUGUUUUGGGGAAAGAACGUGAAAAGAAUUGAUUUAUCUUUUUUUGUCAUUAAUUCUGAAACUGUUUCUGUUUGAUGUAUCAUGUCUGAGUAAAGAUUUUAAUACAGUA